Messenger RNA from Aspergillus oryzae RIB40, 3171 nucleotides. RefSeq lists its product as uncharacterized. NCBI's taxonomy places the organism in Eukaryota, Fungi, Ascomycota, Eurotiomycetes, Eurotiales, Aspergillaceae. The transcript has a single exon. Gene Ontology annotation, molecular function: protein binding. The record is from RefSeq and is a predicted model, not a curated record. The coding region runs from base 1 to 3171 and encodes 1056 amino acids.
AUGUCAUUCACCAACGACCACGGCAGUGGGGAUAUGUUCAACUCCCAUAUGAGUACCCAGAACAACAAUACAGGCAAUGGCAACCAGUUUCCCGGAUCCAACUUUCCUGGGACUGUGAACUUCUAUCAGAGUACCCAGAAUGAGCGUUCUCUUCAAUCACGACAGAUGGAUGUCCUAAAGAGACUGAAUGUAUCGAAAUAUCGAGAUCAGAAAGAUCGAAACCCUGUUCGAGUACGAGGGACGUGUGACUGGUUUGUUACUCAUCCGACUUUCAGAGCCUGGCAAGAGACCCAGACGUCGCAGAUGCUGUGGGUCACUGCAGAUCCUGGAUGUGGAAAAUCUGUGUUGGCAAAGUAUUUGGCAGAUUCUGUUCUCACAAGUCACGCUGGUCGAACAGUCGGAUAUUUCUUCUUUAAGGACGACUUCGAGGAUCAGAGGAGCAUCGUAAAGGCGUUAUGCUGCAUUUUUCACCAGCUCUUUUACCAGAAUCGCGAUCUGCUUACUGCGCAUAUUAUUGAACAAUUUGAGAUGGACGAAAGGAUUGUUGAUUCUUUUGGUAGUCUUUGGAACGUCCUCAUCAGCGCUGCGAAACAAACGGAUACUACAGAGAUCAUUUGUCUGCUAGACGCCUUCGAUGAAUGCGAACCGGAUGGACGGUCCCAACUCACUGUAGCACUCGAAAGGCUUUACACUGAUGAAAGUCGGCAUAAUUUCAAUCUAAAGUUUCUUAUUACUAGUCGCCUCUAUGGUGACAUCAGACAAGGAUUUCAGCCUAUGCAGAUGGAAGGGCAACCAUUGAUUCAUCUCAGCGGGGAAGGUACUGAAGAAAUGGAGGAUAUCUCUCGUGAGAUCAAAACUUUCAUCAAAGCAAGGGUUGAAACAAUUGGCGCCCGACUAAAGCUCACGGAAGAGGAAAAGUCUAUCCUACUCAAGAGCGUCACACGUGUUCCCAACACCACAUAUCUCUGGGUCUACCUUACUCUAAAUCUAAUUGAGAAUAUUAAGGAUAUCGAUAAAACAAGAAUACUCGACGCUACGUCUGACCUCCCCAAGACCGUGGACGAUGCCUAUGAACGAAUCUUAUCUCGAAGCGAAGACUGCCAAAAGGCCAGAAAAUUACUUCAUAUCGUGGUCGGUGCGACACGGCCCUUAACGCUCCAAGAAAUGAACCUCGCUUUAAUCUUAAGUGAAAAACACCAGUCAUAUCGGGAGCUCGAACUCAGAUCAGAAGACCGUAUUCGUGAAAAUAUCCGGGACCUCUGCGGACUGUUUAUUACCGUUGUAGAAGGUAAAAUUUACCUCCUUCAUCAAACGGCGAGAGAGUUUUUGAUUGAAAAGAAUAAACCCCCGAUCCAGGGGAAUACAUCCGACAGCAAACUUCGCGUGCUUCAUAACGCUGCCUGGCGAAACCGAUUCCGAGAUACCCAUAAACGAAGCAAUGAUAGCAUUCAAAGCCUCUCAUGGAAGCAUUCACUAAAGCUGCAAGAGUCUCAUCAGAUUAUUUCAAGAAUCUGUAUCAAGUACCUGCUGCUCUCCGAUUUUCGGAAGACCUUGCCUCGGAGAAUAGACAUAGGCGAGCUUACCAACACCUAUAUCUUUCUAGACUACUCUACCAGAUCUUGGGCCACUCAUUUUUUGGAAGCGAAUGAUGACACUGACAAUAUGAAACAAUCCCUUGUGACACUCUGCGAUCUGAUAGAAGAUUGCUGUCCAGCUUGGUUCCAAGUUUAUUGGGCGUCAUUGGGCACAAAAUUCCCGACUGGCUUCAACAGUCUUAUGAUUGGAGCCUAUUUUGGACUAAUACCUGUAGUGCAACACUGGAUUGAGAUGGGUAAAACUGAUGUUGACGCUGAGGACGAUAUAUAUGGCCGCUCGGCACUAUCCUGGGCGUCUGGGAACGGCCAUACUACUGUCAUAAAGCUAUUGAUCAAAAGAUCCUACAGAACCUGGUGGAAGAUGGCCCGGGUUGAUGCGCGAGACAGGCAUAAUAGGACACCUCUUUCGUGGGCUAUUAUAAACGGUCAAGUGGAGGCAGUCAGUUUGUUGCUCAAAGCAGGAGCUGUGAUUGACUUGAAAGAUGAUAUCGGAGGAACGCCGUUAGAAUAUGCCAUCUGCAGUGGGAAUAAUGAAGUAUGGAAUAUCGUGAAGAAGAAAGGAUCCCAGAAUCAUCAUCUGUCCAUCGACAAGAUUCAAACCAGACUGCUCAUUUCAGCCGCCAGAAAGGGCAAUGAAGCGAUAGUGACACUCCUGCUUGAGAAUAAUGCAGAUAUAGAUUCGAGGGAUGAAAACGGCCAAACACCACUUUCCUGCACGGCAGAGAAUGGCCAUGAGGCAGUAGUGAGACUACUGCUCGAGAACAAGGCAGAUAUAGAUUCAAGGGAUGAAAACGGCCAAACACCAUUUUCCCGGGCGGCAGAGAAUGGCCAUGAGGCAGUAGUGAGACUACUGCUCGAGAACAAGGCAGAUAUAGAUUCAAGGGAUGAAAACGGCCAAACACCAUUUUCCCGGGCGGCAGAGAAUGGCCAUGAGGCAGUAGUGAGACUACUGCUCGAGAACAAGGCAGAUAUAGAUUCAAGGGAUGAAAACGGCCAAACACCAUUUUCCCGGGCGGCAGAGAAUGGCCAUGAGGCAGUGGUAAGACUACUGCUCGAGAAUAAGGCAGAUAUAGAGUUGAGGGAUAGAAACGGCCAAACAUCACUUUCCCGGGCGGCAAAGAAUGGCCAUAAGGUAGUAGUAAGGCUCCUUCUUGAACAUAGUGUAGAUAUAGAGUCGACAGAUAAUAUGUUUGGCCAAACACCACUUUCCUGGGCGGCUAGGAAUGGUCAUGAGGCAGUGGUGAGACUCCUGCUCGAGAACAAGGCAGAUAUAGAGUCGACAGAUAAUAUUUUUGGCCGAACACCACUUUCCUGGGCAGCAGGGAAUGGCUAUGAGGCAGUGGUAAGACUACUGCUCGAGAAUAAGGCAGAUAUAGAUUCAAGGGAUGAAAACGGCCAAACACCACUUUUCUGGGCAGCAGAGAAUGGUUAUGAGACAGUGGUGAGACUCCUGCUCGAGAACAAGGCAGAUAUAGAGUCGACAGAUAAUACGUUUAGUCAAACACCACUUUCCCGGGCGGCUAGGAAUGGUCAUGAGGCAGUGGUGAGGCUAGUUUCUAGGUACAAGAGCCCUUGA